This is a messenger RNA of Orycteropus afer afer, 2040 nucleotides long. Its product is annotated as disintegrin and metalloproteinase domain-containing protein 20-like. Gene Ontology annotation, molecular function: metalloendopeptidase activity. The record is from RefSeq and is a predicted model, not a curated record. Lineage: Eukaryota; Metazoa; Chordata; Mammalia; Tubulidentata; Orycteropodidae. Gene Ontology annotation, biological process: proteolysis; male gonad development. Bases 1 to 2040 code for a protein of 679 amino acids. The transcript has a single exon. Gene Ontology annotation, cellular component: plasma membrane; external side of plasma membrane; sperm head plasma membrane.
AUGCGCUUCCAGGGCCGAAGACACAUAGUUCACAUGAAGGUCAAGAAGAACUUGCUGCCCCGAGAUUUCCCUGUCAUUACCAACAAUGACCAAGGUGCCAUGCAGGAGGAUUACCCCUUUGUCCCCAGAGACUGUUACUACUUCAGCUACCUGGAAGGUGUUCCUGGGUCCAUGGCCACACUGGACACCUGCCACGGGGGUCUGCGUGGCAUGCUGCAGGUAGAUGACUUCACUUAUGAAAUCAAACCACUGGAGGCUUCUUCCAAAUUCGAGCAUGUGAUUUCUCUGCUUGUGUUAGAAGAAAAAUCAACAGAGGUUGAAAAGUGUGUGAUUGAAGAGGAAAAUGAAAAUCUAGCUUUUGAAGAGGAGAAACUUACUGAAACUUCUAGAGCAGGCCCUGUGUAUCUGUGGGUGGGACAUAGGAAACAAUUAAAACUUCACUACACAGUUUCUAACUCAUUAUACCGCCAGAACACUAAUAUGACACACAUAGUAGAAAAUGUUGUACUUAUAAACAACAUAAUGGAUUCCAUUUAUGGAUUUAUACAUCUGAAUGUCUUUAUACGUGUGUUGUGCAUAUGGAAUGACUCUGAUAAAGUAGCCUUAAGUGGAGGUGGCGCUGGUGAUAUAGUCAAUGUAUUCGGUUUAUGGAAGCUGCAUACAUGGUGGGGCCAAAUUAGUCAUGAUACUUCAUUGCUUCUUACUGGACAUCAACUGGGAAAUUCUAGAUAUUUUGCCUUCACAGAUGGAGUAUGUAAUCCCAACUGGGGAGCUACAUAUGCAUUUGUAAAGAGUUAUCACCUAUUUCUGGCUGCAACUAUUUCAGCACAUACAAUAGCUCAUAACUUUGGUGUUUCACACGAUGGAGCAGGUUGUUACUGUUUUCGAAGAACCAGCUGUGUCAUGGCUUCUGCGCCUGGUCUUAUGGAUAUGUGGAGCAAUUGUUCUUAUGCAAGAUUCCAUGAUAAGUUUAUGAGUUGGGAUCCUUGCUUGAGUGCUCGAAAUACUCCAUACAAUAAUUUUCCUUAUGUAGCUCCUCGUUGUGGAGACAAGAUUGUAAAUCAGAAAGAAGAAUGUGACUGUGGCUCCUUUAAAGAAUGCACUAAAGAUAAGUGUUGUGGGACCAAUUGUGCCCUGACCCUUGGCAGUUUAUGUGAUGCAGGUGGUUGCUGCAGUAACUGUAUAUAUGCUCCUCCUGGAUAUGUUUGCAGAGACAUACGUGGCAUUUGUGAUCUACCAGAAUACUGUGAUGGGAAAACGCAUGAGUGCCCAAGAGACGCUUAUAUCCAGGAUGGAACCCCUUGUUCACCAUUAGCUGUUUGUGUGAGAGGAAACUGUAGUGACCGUGAUAUGCAAUGUCAAGCCCUUUUUGGAUAUGGGAUAAAAGAUGCUUCACCAGCUUGCUAUAACCAACUGAACAUAAUAGGUGACCGAUUUGGAAACUGUGGGGUGAAGGUGAUAAAAGGGGGAGGAAAGCCUGUGAAAUGUGAAGCAGACGAUGUUUUUUGUGGAAUGCUGCACUGUCGUGGUGUCACCGAGGUCCCUGGUGGAGGUGAGCACUCUACAUUUCGUCAGUUAAUAGUUCAUGAUAUUAAAGACGAAAGAUGCUCUGGAUAUGAUGCUCAUUUUGGGACAGAGAAGCCAUACAUGGGGCUUGUAGUGGAUGGUGCCACGUGUGGCCCAGGAAGAUACUGUCUUAACCAGAACUGUACCUAUUAUCAAGACCUGCAUUUCACCUGUAAUGUAUCAACAUGCAACUACAAAGGAGUGUGCAACAACAACGAUAACUGUCACUGUCUGCAUGGUUGGAGACCACCAUAUUGUGAUGGGAAAGGAGCAGGUGGUAGUGUAGACAGUGGCCCUCCACCUGACAGAGAACCAGGUCUUCGAGCCAGAGUACUUGCUAAUGUAAACAAGAUGCUACUUACAAUAUUCAGUCGUUUAAUACUUUUUCUGUUUUCGUUUAUCGUUGGUGGCUUUGCACGUGUAAAACAAGUUGUACAAAAGAAAAUUGAGGUAAAAACAGAGGAAUCAAAGUAA